GUCAUAUUUCAUUGUGGAAAUUUGUCUGCAACUUGCAAAAUUUUAAGCUCGUGAGAAAUAAUUUAUAGCUGGUGAAACUCAAACAAUAUUAAUAAAAGUAUUUAAAAUAUUGUGUUUACACAAAGGACUAUGUCCAAAGAAGAAGUAAAAGCUGAAGUAAUGGAAGCUAACGACAACUCGAAUGAAACCACUUCGGAGGCAACAACUUCGUCAGCUGAAAAGGAAGUAGAUUUCGACAACAAGAUCGAAAAUGAUAGAGGCAAACGAUUUGAUUUUUUGCUUAAACAAACGGAAAUCUUCACGCAUUUUAUGACAAAUAGUAAUAAAAGUCCAACGAAGCCCAAAGGACGACCAAAAAAGAACAAAGAAAAAGAGAAGGAGAAAGAUGGGAAUGCGGACCAUCGUCACCGAAAGACUGAGCAGGAGGAAGAUGAGGAACUCUUGGCCGAAGAUACUCAAUCUAAAGAACUUUUCCGUUUUGAAAGCUCGCCCAGUUACAUUAAAAAUGGCGAAUUGCGCGAUUAUCAAGUACGUGGCUUAAACUGGAUGAUAUCGCUGUAUGAAAACGGUAUAAAUGGUAUAUUGGCCGAUGAAAUGGGUUUGGGUAAAACUUUACAAACGAUUUCUUUACUUGGCUAUCUCAAACAUUUUAAAAAUCAAGCUGGCCCACAUAUUGUAGUUGUACCCAAAUCCACUUUGCAAAAUUGGGUUAACGAAUUCAAAAAGUGGUGCCCUUCAUUACGCGCUGUCUGUCUCAUUGGUGACCAAGACGCACGUAACACAUUCAUACGCGAUGUACUCUUACCAGGCGAAUGGGAUGUUUGCGUCACCUCUUACGAAAUGUGUAUACGCGAAAAAUCUGUUUUCAAGAAAUUUAAUUGGCGUUAUAUGGUUAUUGAUGAAGCACAUCGUAUAAAAAACGAAAAAUCCAAACUUUCAGAAAUUCUGCGUGAGUUUAAAACAGCCAACCGUCUGCUUAUCACUGGCACACCAUUACAGAAUAACUUGCACGAGUUGUGGGCUUUGUUGAAUUUCUUGCUGCCGGAUGUCUUCAAUUCGUCCGAAGACUUUGAUGAAUGGUUCAAUACAAACACUUGCCUAGGCGACGAUGCGCUCAUAACACGCUUACACGCAGUAUUGAAACCAUUUUUGUUGCGUCGUCUCAAAGCCGAGGUGGAACGCCGUCUUAAGCCCAAGAAAGAAAUAAAAAUAUUUGUCGGUCUUUCAAAGAUGCAGCGUGAAUGGUAUACAAAAGUAUUGAUGAAAGAUAUUGAUGUUGUGAAUGGUGCGGGUAAAUUGGAGAAAAUGCGUCUACAAAAUAUUUUGAUGCAAUUACGAAAAUGCACCAACCACCCUUAUCUCUUUGACGGUGCCGAACCAGGCCCACCGUAUACCACUGACACACAUUUAGUUUAUAACUCUGGCAAAAUGGUCAUACUUGAUAAAUUAUUGCCCAAGUUGCAAGCACAAGGUUCACGUGUACUUAUAUUCUCUCAAAUGACACGCAUGUUGGAUAUACUCGAGGAUUACUGUUUAUGGCGUAACUAUCAGUAUUGUCGUUUGGACGGCCAAACUCCACACGAGGAUCGUAACAGACAAAUACAAGAAUAUAAUAUGGACAAUAGUUCUAAAUUUAUUUUUAUGCUUUCCACACGCGCUGGUGGUUUGGGUAUCAAUUUAGCCACCGCUGAUGUGGUUAUAAUUUAUGAUUCGGACUGGAAUCCUCAAAUGGACUUGCAGGCUAUGGACCGUGCGCAUCGUAUCGGUCAAAAGAAGCAAGUGCGUGUCUUCCGUUUUAUCACCGAAAAUACGGUGGAGGAAAAGAUUGUGGAGCGCGCUGAAGUUAAGUUGCGUCUUGACAAAUUGGUUAUACAACAAGGACGCCUGGUGGACAAUAGAACGGCACAGUUGAACAAAGACGAAAUGUUAAAUAUCAUUCGUUUCGGCGCAAACCAUGUCUUCGCCUCUAAAGACUCUGAAUUAACUGAUGAAGACAUUGACACUAUUUUGGAGCGUGGUGAAGCCAAGACUGCCGAAGAAAAGGCCAAACUGGAUCAAUUAGGCGAAGGCUCUUUACGCACAUUCACCGUUGACACUGGCGGUGGUGAGGGCGGUUCGACAUCUGUAUAUCAGUUUGAGGGUGAAGAUUAUCGAGAAAAGCAGAAAUUAAAUACAUUGGGAAAUUGGAUCGAACCACCAAAGCGUGAACGUAAAGCGAAUUAUGCUGUAGAUGCAUAUUUCCGAGAGGCUCUUCGUGUUUCUGAACCAAAAGCACCGAAAGCGCCACGCCCACCAAAACAACCAAUAGUGCAAGAUUUUCAAUUCUUUCCGCCACGCCUUUUUGAGCUGCUCGAUCAGGAGAUUUACUAUUUCCGAAAAACAGUAGGUUAUAAAGUGCCGAAAAACCCCGAGUUGGGUUCAGAGGCAACUAAAAUGCAACGAGAAGAACAACGUAAAAUUGAUGAAGCCGAGCCGCUGAGCGAGGAAGAGAUUGUCGAGAAGGAAUCACUUCUAACACAAGGAUUCACAACGUGGACCAAACGUGAUUUUAAUCAGUUCAUUAAAGCGAAUGAGAAAUAUGGCCGUGAUGAUAUAGAAAAUAUUGCAAAAGAUGUGGAAGGCAAAACCCCUGAGGAAGUAAUUGAAUAUAAUGCAGUAUUUUGGGAGCGUUGUCAUGAGUUGCAGGAUAUCGAAAGAAUUAUGGGUCAAAUUGAGCGAGGCGAAGCAAAAAUACAACGAAGACUAUCUAUCAAAAAAGCAUUAGAUCAAAAGAUGUCACGUUAUCGUGCACCCUUCCAUCAACUACGCCUGCAAUAUGGCAACAACAAGGGCAAAAAUUAUGUGGAACGCGAAGAUCGCUUCUUGGUUUGCAUGCUGCACAAACUCGGCUUUGACAAGGAAAAUGUCUAUGAGGAGUUACGUGACGCUAUACGCUCAUCACCGGAGUUUCGCUUCGAUUGGUUUAUAAAAUCACGUACAGCACUUGAACUCCAGCGUCGUUGCAACACGCUUAUAACACUCAUUGAGCGCGAGAAUAUCGAACUUGAAGAAAAAGAACGUCAAGAGAAAAAGAAGAAAGCUGCUAAGAACUCGACAGGCGCGAGUACAACAAGCGCACCGCCGGCAAAGACAAAUCAGAAGCGCAAAUCCGAAGCAAUGCCCGUUGAAAAGAACGCUAAGAAGAAGAAAAAAUAGAUUUAAAGUAUUCAACAUAGUAUACAUUACAAGCUACAUCAUAAUUAUACAAAAUACAACCAGCCGCUGUUAGAAUGGUAGCAGAUUCGUUGAUGUAGCGACCAUAUAUUUGAUAAAUUAUUAACUAUUUGAUUGGAGGGGAGAUCGUCGUACGCAACAUUAUCAAUAUAUCACUCUUACCAUAUUUUUAUAUUCAUUUACUCAUUGAUCAUGAUCAGAAGCUACAAUAACAAACUUUUCAGCAGCCGGAAACUAAUAAACGUACAUAUAUAUACUCAAAGAUACUACUGAAACCCACUAAUUUAAGUAAACUUACUUUUUUAUGCUAUUGCACCAUAGAGAUAAAAUUGCUUUAGUUGCUUCACUUGAUGUCUUGUUCGAUUUCAAUAAUUUCUAGUAAGCUUACAUAAUCACUAUAAAUAUAAACUUUUCAAGUUAUCUAGUAAA
Molecule: messenger RNA, 3642 nt
Organism: Bactrocera dorsalis (oriental fruit fly)
Lineage: Eukaryota; Metazoa; Arthropoda; Insecta; Diptera; Tephritidae
Gene: Iswi
Product: chromatin-remodeling complex ATPase chain Iswi
Exons: 7
Coding region: 130-3195 (1021 amino acids)
Biological process (GO): nucleosome organization; regulation of transcription by RNA polymerase II
Cellular component (GO): nucleus; chromatin
Molecular function (GO): ATP-dependent chromatin remodeler activity; DNA binding; histone binding
Source: RefSeq, a predicted model, not a curated record